Molecule: messenger RNA, 755 nt
Organism: Vigna angularis (adzuki bean)
Lineage: Eukaryota; Viridiplantae; Streptophyta; Magnoliopsida; Fabales; Fabaceae
Product: cytochrome b5
Exons: 4
Coding region: 171-575 (134 amino acids)
Cellular component (GO): membrane; intracellular membrane-bounded organelle
Molecular function (GO): heme binding
Source: RefSeq, a predicted model, not a curated record
UGAGGAUCCUACGAGGUUAUUUUGGCUGCGUAGCAUGUAGAAGAAAGCAUAUAUAGCUAUGUAGGCGGUCACCGAAUAUAGAGAAAAGGAGUGUGGUUUGAGUGAGUGGCGAAGGAUCUGUUUCUGGGUAGGAGCGGAAUCAAACCCUUUUCUUCUUUGUGAAUAGAACAAUGGCUUCAGAUCGGAAAAUUCACACUUUCGGGGAGGUCGCAAAGCACAACAAGACCAAGGAUUGUUGGCUCGUCAUUUCGGGAAAGGUGUAUGAUGUCACCCCUUUCAUGGAGGAACAUCCCGGAGGUGAUGAGGUUUUGUUGUCUGCCACAGGGAAAGAUGCAACCAAUGAUUUUGAAGACGUGGGGCACAGUGAUAGUGCAAGAGAUAUGAUGGCAAAAUACUACAUUGGUGAGAUUGAUUCAUCAAGUGUUCCCCUGAAGCGAACCUACGCUCCACCUCAGCAAGUUCUGUACAGUUCUGAUAAGACUUCGGAUGUUCUGAUCAAGAUCUUGCAAUUCCUGGUCCCUCUCCUGAUAUUGGGCUUGGCCUUUGUUGUCCGGCACUACACCAAGAAAGAGUAAUUCCUUCUAUAUCAAAUUUGACCCCGCCGAAGGGUCUGUUAGCUUUAUAGUGUCAUUUGAAGAACAGUGUUUAGUUUCUGGAUCGAACUAUUGUUGAGUAACCCAAUGUUUUCCAACUUUCUUUGUCAUUGCUAUUAGUGUCAUUUAUGAAUUGAGAACUUAAUGUUUGGACGGGGCUAA